UUGUGGUCUCCACAGUAAUGUGCCAUGUAGUUCAGUCCUUUAAACAGAGAGGGACGCUGUUGCCCAUCGAGUUGCUGAGGAAGCAUUUGUUGCUGUACCUCCCAUAUACGUCAACGUAUUACAUUAGACAGAGGCAGAGUUAACAGUCGGGACUGCCAAAGCAUAAGCCUGGAAGGCACAAUGGGAUUUCUUUGUUCGACAAUUUAAGAUAAGUGCCAUCUUUCGGACCAUAUACGUGUAUGUACAGGUCAGAAUCGAAACUUGGGGUGAAGAAACAAAGGAUUUUCUGGUUUUCUUCGCAGAGGUGUCGAGCGGAGCGAUGGGAUUGCAAGUGUUGUUUAUCUGGCUGCUCUCUCUCAGUGUAGCGCACGGGCAGGUCAGCUACUCCAUUCCGGAGGAAAUGACAAAGGGGGCUCUGAUUGGUAAUAUAGCCCAAGAUUUAGGUUUGGGUUUGGAAAGACUGAAGUCUGGUAAAGCUCGUAUUUAUACUGGUAACACGGAUGAAUAUUUAGAGCUGAAGAGAGAAAGAGGAGUCCUCCUUAUUAAUGAUAGAAUAGACCGAGAAUCUCUCUGCGGUCAAACAAUGCCUUGCGCACUCCACUUUCAAAUGAUCCUGGAAAACCCAAUGGAGUUUUACACGGUCACUGUCGAAAUUACAGAUAUAAAUGACAACCCUCCCACAUUUGAGAAAAGUGAGAUGAAAUAUGAAAUUAGUGAAUUUACCCCGACUGGAGCUCGAUUCGUCUUAGAAAAAGCAAUAGACAAUGAUGUUGGUGUAAACGGAUUAAACAGCUACGCCCUAAAACCCAGUGAUAAUUUUGUUCUGAAAACCAUCAGCCGAGUCGAUGGGACUAAACAUGUCGAGAUGGUUUUACAGAAACCAUUAGAUCGAGAAAAACAUGAGCAUAUAUCAUUAACACUAACCGCUUUGGAUGGCGGUGAACCACAGCUUUCUGGGACAAUGCAGAUUCUCAUAACUGUGUUAGACGCAAAUGACAACACGCCCGUUUGUUCAAAACCGGAAUACAAAGCAAGUGUUGCAGAGAACGCUCCUGUUGGCACUUUAGUUACUACGGUAAGGGCUACGGAUAUAGAUAAAGGCAAUAACGGAAUAGUAACAUACAUGAUUUCAAAAUCUGGAGCAGCGGGUCUCUUUAACAUUGAUGCCAAUAACGGAGUAUUGACUUUAAUUGGUCAUGUAGAUUAUGAAAAGAGGAGACUUUAUGAGCUAGAUGUUCAGGUGUCAGACCAGGGAGGAUUAUCAGAUGCAUGUAAAGUAAUUGUGGACGUGACAGACACAAAUGAUAACCCUCCGUCUAUUAACAUCAUGUCGAACUCAAACGCAGUAUCUGAGAACAUGAAGCCGGGAACGUUUAGGAGCCAGGCAUUGUCCAGAGUCCACAUCAACAGCCACCACUUUAGUGACCAGAUAGCCCACAUCUGCUGA
This is a messenger RNA of Etheostoma spectabile (orangethroat darter), 1447 nucleotides long. Its product is annotated as protocadherin beta-1-like. The transcript has 2 exons. Gene Ontology annotation, biological process: homophilic cell-cell adhesion. Gene Ontology annotation, molecular function: calcium ion binding. Gene Ontology annotation, cellular component: plasma membrane. The record is from RefSeq and is a predicted model, not a curated record. Bases 320 to 1447 code for a protein of 375 amino acids. Lineage: Eukaryota; Metazoa; Chordata; Actinopteri; Perciformes; Percidae.